UCCCCAAAGACACUUCUGACCUUUUGCACCAGUGGAGUGUUCCUCAGAACGUUGAUGGCUGGAGAUGCCAGCAUGAUAACUGUCACACAUGUCAUCGUGGACGAGGUGCACGAGCGUGAUGGUCUGACUGAUUUCCUCCUCACUAAGAUGCGGGAUGUGCUUCAGACAAUCCCCAUGCUGAAGCUGAUUCUCUCCAGUGCAGCUCUGGAUAUAGACCUGUUCCUUCAGUAUUUUGGUUCCUGCCCCGUUAUCCACCUCAAAGGAAGACAGUUUGAAGUGAAGGAACUCUUCCUGGAGGACAUUCUGAGGCUGACAGGCUUUAACAAGGACAUAAGGAAAUACAAGGAAGACAUACAGAGAAAGGAGAGGGAGCAGAAACAUUUGACAGAGUGGUGUAAGGCAGUGGAGAACAGUAAUGUUGAGGAGGGACAGGGAACCCUUGUGUCUGCCUCAGGCUGCCUCCAGGACAGCAGCUCCUUGGACAGAGUGGACAACACCUCCAGCAAGCAUGAGAAUGAGACAGAGCAGCUAGAGCUGUGGGUGCAGAGGGAGAUGGACUCCAGCAUCUCCAACGCUUUCCUCAACAAAGACGAGGAUGCUUUCAUUCGACUCUUCAACCUCAUUCUCUAUGAAAAUGUUAACGUGGACUACAGGCACAGUGAGACAGGGGCCACGCCUCUGAUGGUGGCAGCAGGCCGAGGGCUCUUCACUCAGCUGGAGCAGCUGCUCAGUAUGGGGGCAGACAUCAACAUUAAGGCAUCCAAUGGAUGGACAGCCUUAGACUUUGCCGAACACUUCGAGCAGACAGCUGCGAUAGAUCUUCUUAAAUCAUCCAUUCCUUUGAAAAAGGGGAGCAGCCACGAUGAGUCCACUGUGGUGCAGAGUGGCAGUGCAGAGAUGAGCACUGAGGAGCAGGAUCUGCUUAAAUUGUACCACCACAGCUUCAACGAUGAGUGGGUGGACCUGGACCUCAUCAUGGAUGUGCUGCACAACAUCUGCUCCACCACCUUUGACGGUGCUGUUCUCAUUUUUCUUCCUGGAUACAGUGAGAUAGUGGCACUCAGGGACUGCAUCCUGUAUGACGAUAAGAGAUUCUCCACCCACUCUGAGAGGUACCAGGUGUUCACUCUCCAUUCAGACAUGCAGACUCUGGAUCAGAAGAAAGCCAUGAAGCCCUCUCCUCAUGGUGUCCGCAAGAUAAUCCUGUCUACAAACAUUGCUGAGACGAGCAUCACCAUCAAUGACGUGGUGUUUGUCAUUGAUUCAGGAAAGGUCAAAGAGAAGUCUUUCGAUACUCUCACUCAUGUCUCCAUGUUAAAGACUGUUUGGAUCUCAAAAGCCAGCGCUCUGCAAAGGAAGGGAAGAGCUGGCCGCUGCAGACCAGGGAUAUGCUUUCACCUCUUCAGUCGACUCAGGUUCAAGAGCAUGCAGGAAUUUCAGGUUCCACAGCUGCUGCGGAUGCCUCUGCAGGAAUUGUGUCUGCAAACCAAACUGCUGGCCCCGUCCUCCUGUCCAGUCGCUAAGUUCUUGUCCAAAGCUCCACAGCCUCCUGCUGCACAUGCCAUCAAGAAUGCUGUGCAAAUGUUAAAGACAAUCGAUGCGAUGGACCAGUAUGAAGACCUGACUGAUCUGGGCUACCACCUGGCUGAUCUACCUAUUGAGCCCCACCUGGGCAAGAUGGUGCUGUGUGCUGUGGUGCUCAAGUGUCUGGACCCCAUUCUAACCAUUGCCUGUACGCUGGCAUAUCGCGACCCUUUCAUCCUUCCUGCCGAGGGCUCGCAGAAAAAAGCUGCUCUGCUUUGCCGCAAACGCUUCACUUCCUUGACCUUCAGUGACCACAUGGCCCUGCUCAGAGCCUUCCAGGCAUGGCAGAAGGCCCGCAGUGAUGGCUGGGAGAAAUCUUUCUGUGAGAAGAACUUCCUGUCCAAGGCAACCAUGUACAUGAUACUGGGCAUGAGGACACAGCUGCUGGGACAGCUCCGUGCCAUUGGGUUCGUGCGAGCCCGUGGGGGCAGUGACAUCCGUGAUGUGAAUCAGAACUCGGAGAACUGGGCUGUGGUGAAGGCAGCCCUGGUGGCUGGCAUGUAUCCAAACAUGGUCCAUAUCAACCAGGAGAACUCCCUGCUCUCUAGUCACAGGAAGAAGAAGGUCCACUUUCAUCCCACAUCAAUCCUGAGCCAGCUCAAGGAGUUCAGCCCAGCCAAAUCUGCCCAGGCCCUUCCCACAGACUGGUUGAUCUAUGAUGAGAUGAGCCAAGGUCACAGGAUGGCCAGCGUCCGCUGUUGCUCCCUGGUGACUCCCAUCACUGUGGCCAUAUUUGCAGGGUGUGCCAAACUGCCCAGCCCUGCCCUGCAGGAGCCCGCUGUACACAACGCUAAUGACAGUGACAGUGAGCCAGAGGAUCUGGCUGAAUUGAGGCUUGAUGACUGGCUCACCUUCAAACUGGACAGAGAGACUGCAGGACUGGUGUUUGAACUUAGGCAGAAGUGGCAAAGUCUGUUCAUCAAGAGGAUCCGUUGUCCUUCAAAGCCGUGGUCUCAACAAGACGAGGCCAUUAUCCGUACCCUGGUCUCUGUUCUUGCAGCAGAGGAGCAGGAAGCAGGCCUGCAGCAGCCCACAGGGGUUGGCCAGAGGCCCCGGCCUAUGUCAUCAGAGGAUGGGCCCCAGGCUUUUGUGAAGAACUCCAAGCACAGCCCCCAGCCACACACCAAUGACAAGUCCUGUAGGAUGCCAGCAGCACAGACUGUGCUCCAAAGGAAUGGCCACAGCAGAGAUGAAGCCUCACUGCCCAGAAAUCAGCUCCGUGAUGAGCCUCACUCCUCCAGUAACGCGUCCUGCUCUUUGACCUUGGACAGUCCCUUGGACAGCCCCUGUCCGUCGUCCUCAGGAAAGAUCUCAAAGCCACUGUCCUCUCAGUCAGUCUUUUCAUCAGCGCGCUACUUCAUCAUGAAGAGCAGCAACAUCAGGAACAUUGACAUCUCUCAGCAGAAAGGGAUCUGGUCCACCACACCGAACAAUGAGAGCAAACUCACCAGAGCCUUCCUGGAGAAUAACCUCAUCAUCCUCAUCUUCUCUGUUCAGGGCUCUGGACACUUCCAGGGCUAUGCUCACAUGACCUCCAUCAUCGGUCAGGAGAGCUGCCAGGACUGGGCCUUCAUGGGACUCGGAGGGGUUUUCAAUGUAGAGUGGAUCCACAAAGAGAGUAUUCCCUUCCAGUGCACUCAACACAUCCUCAACCCAUGGAAUGACAACAAGAAGGUCCAGAUUAGCAGGGACGGACAGGAGUUGGAGCCCCAGGCAGGCAGCCAGCUGCUGGCACUGUGGGAGAGAAACACGGGGACCCAGCUUCAAUAAGAGUGG
Molecule: messenger RNA, 3360 nt
Organism: Plectropomus leopardus (leopard coralgrouper)
Lineage: Eukaryota; Metazoa; Chordata; Actinopteri; Perciformes; Serranidae
Source: RefSeq, a predicted model, not a curated record